Penicillium hordei is the source of this 438-nucleotide messenger RNA. RefSeq lists its product as uncharacterized. NCBI's taxonomy places the organism in Eukaryota, Fungi, Ascomycota, Eurotiomycetes, Eurotiales, Aspergillaceae. Gene Ontology annotation, molecular function: oxidoreductase activity, acting on the CH-OH group of donors, NAD or NADP as acceptor. Bases 1 to 438 code for a protein of 145 amino acids. The record is from RefSeq and is a predicted model, not a curated record. The transcript has 2 exons.
AUGAUCCACGCCUUGUCUGCGCACUGGAUAGAUAUUCAGACUGCCGAUACACCCAAGACAGUCAUCAAUGUGUCUUCGACGUCUGGACUGCACGGCCAAAUGGGUCAGAUUAGCUAUUCGACAGCGAAGUCGGGGAUUUUGGGACUCACCAAGACCGUCGUGGCGGAAUACACUGUCCGCUGCAGCGCCGUCGCUUAUGGCUGGAUGGAUACGCGGUUGACCAAGCCGCCCACAGAGGAGAAGGUAAUGCUUGCUGAGCAGAACAUCGUCACGGGUAUCCCUGCGAACGCGCGCAAGUUUAGGGAUACAUCGGAUAUCCCUCUUGGGCGGCCGGAUACUGUCGACGGUGCGGCCAAUGUUACGCUGUGUUUAGCUGGUCCGGUGUCAUUCUAUGUCACGGCGACUUAUAUUGAAUGCACCAAAGGUAAAUAUAUGUAG